Molecule: messenger RNA, 2896 nt
Organism: Chlamydomonas reinhardtii
Lineage: Eukaryota; Viridiplantae; Chlorophyta; Chlorophyceae; Chlamydomonadales; Chlamydomonadaceae
Exons: 9
Coding region: 136-2049 (637 amino acids)
Source: RefSeq, a predicted model, not a curated record
ACGUACAAUGAAUGCGAUGUUCUUCAUAGAACAGUAACCUGCACAGUUAAACAAGUCCCGUUAAGCGAAUUCGUCGCGACGAUUCCUGGCGCUUACGAGCGCUUUCACCAGCUGGGUCUUUAUGCACACAGUAUGAUGAUCUUAGCUCAUAGCUUGCCUUGUGUGCCGCAUGGCAGCGGCUCUGUUCAAAUUACUGUUGGCGCGACGCACCCGCAGUGCACCGUGCGCUUCACGGCGCGAGCUCGGGGCCCUGCCGCUGCGCUCGCAGCACGGCCUACGCAGCCGCCCCUGCAACGGCUCGUGGUCCGACCAGCAGCAGCCGUGCAGAAUGAGCUGGCGGCGGCUGGUGACAACUGGGACGUGCCGCCCCUGAGCACGACCGCAAGCGGCCGGCGAGGUGGCCGCCCCGCCCGGCGCCUAAACCCGCUGGGCCACAGCGCCCUGCUGUCAGCCUACAACGCUUCCGCCCUGCGUGAGAUGGGUGGCAGCCUGCUGGGCGGUGGCCUGCAGUUGGAGCGACUGCCGGACAAGACCAGCUGUGUCUUCACGCACAAGGAGUGGCAGGCCACUGCGCUGACGCACCCGAGUGUCCUCAACUGCUUUGGCGUCGGCUGCCUGAGCAGCAGCCACAUGGCUGUGCUUGGGGAGGACCUGAUUCGCCUGGCUGCCAUUGAGCUGUCUUGGAGUGCUCUCCAGCCGCCCUCCGCUGGUGCGGCUGCGGCCAUCGCCGGUGCAGCCUCAGCCUUGGGCGCCGAAGACAUCCCCAGCAGCAGCGCUGGUGGCCCGCCUGGGGCUCCAUCCAAGGCCCCGGAAAGCCUGUUAACUGCUGCGGCUAGCACCGUGAAGAAGAUUACGGAGAAGCUUGCUCACAUGGCACCUGAUACAUGGGGUCCCAGGGCGGGGGCUGACAACGGGGCGGAUGAGAGCUGGGAGUUGCAGUUGCAGUGCACGGCGGCCCUGCUAAACAAGGCAGCAGCUGCGGUGGCGGCGGCGGUGCCACAACUUGCCGAACAAUGGCAGAUUGAUCAGCACAUGUGUGGGUUCGGCUCACCGGCAGGGAAGCAGGAGAAGGUGACGUGCUGCAAGGCGCUGCUGGCUACUGCGUACCUGGACGGCGGCUACGGUGCUGUCCGGGCCAUGCUGGGGCCCUGGGUGGUGGAGGUGCUGCGGGCGGCGCCAGAGCGGGAGCUGCAGCGGACCGCUUUCCGCAUCCGGCAACUGCUGGCGAAGCCCCAGCCCGCCAGCCUGCUGCAAGACGACCCCUGGGCCCUCACCACGGGCAUGAGCGGCAUACCACAUACCGGUAAGGGCACGGAUGCUGCCAGUGCCGAUGACACAGAUGCAGUCGCCUCGGCGCUGGACGUGGCUGUCCGCGGGCAGUACGCACCGCUGGCGGACCUGCACUGGCGUAGGCUGCUGGGCGGGCUGCGGCUGCUGGGCGGCACUGGCGAGGGCUACGAGCCACGGGACGUGGACUACUUCCAGGAACAAUGCGACUUGUGGUAUGCCUACCUCUGCUCCUCUGCCUCCACUUUGCUGCCGUCCACGUCGCCAGCCAGCUGGCUGCAAGCCAAGGGUGCCGAGCGUGCCGCCACCAUGGAGCGCCGGUCGGCGGCAGCCAAGUCGCUCGUAGCUUUGGGUGGAGCGGUGUACGGUGUGAUGGUGUCGGAGCUGGUGCUGGAGAGGUGCUUAACGGUGCAGGCGCCUGAUAUGCGCUGCCCCAGCGACAACAAGCUGCGGCGCAUGGCUGCAGAUGAGGUGCGGCGCGACCGGGCCACUCUCAUGCAGGACGCCACACGUCUGGCACAGAUGGAGGUAGGACUCGGGCUGUGCAGGCCUGAGGCAGAGGGCACGGCAACCGGAGGCGCGGGCGUGUACGGCACCACGCAGCGUGACUCCGUGGGUUCGCUGCUGACUCGUUGCACGGAUGGGGUGGUGGCGGCGGUGGCGCUGGAGGGCGGGUUGCGUCGGGCUCGGCAGGUGGUUCGAGGCCUGGUAGGGGUGGCUGAGAUGGCUGAGGUGGAGGCGCGGCUGCAGCAGCAAACGUGAUGGCAUCACAUCUAUUGCACUUUGCUUCAAGGCAAGAGAGGUGUCCUGGUACACAGAAUGAGCCUGUAUUGUACUGUACUGCCUGGUCAUGUACUUGUGGCCUAGCUGUUUGCAAUGGGACAGAGUAAGGGGCAGGUUGGCGUAGUCCCUUAGUGUGGCGUGUUCACAGACCGACCCCAACAUUCAACUUGCAACGUCAAGGCAAGAUGGCGCGGCUGGUAGGACACCGGAGCUAUUGUACCCAGACAUUGCUGAGUUGCUGGCAGGCUGGCAGUUCGCUGAUGCGCAUUGCGGCCUAGUUGUGUGCUGCAUGGCUGCUUAUGUGUGUGAGUACGGUACCAGAGUUUGUCUUCAGGGUUAUACACGGUGAAGUGUGUGAUACAGUGGGAUCGGGCUUCCCUUGGGUGGUGAGCCCCCACCACCCGUCCAUGGUAACUAUUUUGGGUGUGUGUGUUGAGCAAGUCAAUUGCAUUGGGAUUGUCCUGACCCAUCAACCUGCCUCAUCCAGACCAGCUGUCACCCAGUGGGGGUUGUGACACUACGUGCCGCAUCCCCAAAUCCAAAAAACCCUUUUGCCUAUUGCAUGUAAAUAGGCGGCAGGGGUGUCGAGAGGUGGAGGUUUUCCUUGCUGUCUGGUUGGCCUGCUGCCUGCUGCACUAGUGCUUGAUAGCUGGGCGCGACUGGGCACAUAUGGCGGGCGGUGCCUGCACAAACCGACCCCGGCUAUGUCCGGGAGAUGACUCAGAUGAGGCUAGUAUCGGAACCUUCGGCCUCAGACGGAGGACGUGGCGUGGGCUCAGCCCUUUUCCCUUGACCGGGGAACACUUGUCGCGUUGAAUUCCCCCCA